Messenger RNA from Alosa sapidissima (American shad), 1882 nucleotides. It is a transcript of the gene trmt10a, whose product is annotated as tRNA methyltransferase 10A. Gene Ontology annotation, molecular function: tRNA binding. The transcript has 8 exons. Lineage: Eukaryota; Metazoa; Chordata; Actinopteri; Clupeiformes; Clupeidae. Gene Ontology annotation, biological process: tRNA N1-guanine methylation. Gene Ontology annotation, cellular component: cytosol; nucleoplasm; nucleus. The coding region runs from base 559 to 1623 and encodes 354 amino acids. The record is from RefSeq and is a predicted model, not a curated record.
UGCUUUAUCUUAGUACUGCGCAUCAUUAUCAGUGCUUUAUCUUAGUACUACGCAUCAUUAUCAGUGCUUUAUCUUAGUACUGUGUUAACAAACACUCAAUGUUGGUGCAGUAUUUUGCAUCAAUAUUACCAGGACAUCCAGGGACUCUUCACCUUGUCAGUGGUAGAGGCGGCUGACAGGGGAAUUAGCUGUCUAACUCAGGUUUGUCAGAACGGCUUCAAAUCAAUUUUUCAAACGAUAAGGCUACUGUUCUGAUCCCUAAAUAGUACGAGACUACUGUAACUGUUCUAAAUGAUGAGGUUACUGUUCUUGCCCCUAAACAAUAUGAGACUACUGUAACUGUUCUAAACGAUAAGGCUACUGUUCUGAUCCCUAAAUAAUAUGAGACUAUAACUGUUCUCGUCGAGAGAAAGAGAGAGAGAGAGAGAGAGAGAGAGAGAGAGAGAGAACUGCUCCUAAACGACAGGGCCAUGGAGUGGCAUGGGGGUGGUGAAUGGAGAGCUCAUUUAAUGUGCUCUGAUAUGAAUCUUCAUCCUGCUGACACGAGUCCCCGGUAGCAUGCCCAGUUUAAGUGCUUCAGAUCGGAAGAGCAUGUCUGGUGAUACACAGAAAGAGUGCAGUUCCGCCGUGUCGGACUCCCAUGAGGUCUCCGAGGACAAGCCGGACAGCCCGGCCGGAGGACCCGAAGCCCUGUCCAAACGGCAGAGGAAGCGGCAAGCCAAAGCGCAGCAGUGGGAGGAACAGCGAGAGCUCCGCAAGCAGAAGCGGAAGGAGCGGAAGCAGAAGAAACGAGAGGAGCGGCAGGGUGACGAAGGGGCGGAGUUUACAAACAGGAAGCGCCAACGCAGAGAGGUGGAGCCAAGCUCCCUCAGACUAGUGGUGGACUGCAGCUUCGACAGCCUCAUGGUGCUUAAGGACGUCAGGAAACUCCACAAGCAGAUUCAGAGGUGUUAUGCUGAGAACAGACGCGCGGCGCACCCCGUCCAGUUCUACCUGACCAGUCUCGGAGGACAGCUGAAGCAGAAUAUGGACGAGCGGGAUAGCGGCUGGGUCAACUGGAAGGACAUCAGUGUGAAGCUUGAGCACUUCCAGGAAGUGAUGCGUAAGGAAGACCUGGUCUACCUGACCUCGGACUCGUCCAACGUGCUCAAGGAGCUGGACGAGUCUAAAGCUUACGUCAUCGGAGGCCUCGUGGAUCACAACCAUCACAAGGGAAUCACAUUUGAGCGUGCUCAGGAGCUUGGAAUUGACCACGCUCAGCUCCCAUUGGGGGACUUUGUCAAGAUGAACAGUCGCAAAGUACUCGCUGUCAACCAUGUAUUUGAGAUCAUGCUGGCGUACCUGGAGAAGAGGGACUGGCGAGAGGCCUUCUUUACAGUCCUCCCCCAACGGAAGGGGGCGGUUCCUGUCGAAGGGGAGGAGCCAGACAGUGAUGAAGACUCACCCCCUAAGCACACAGACCAGGAUGAAGAGCAAGGCAGCUCUGAUGGACACUCCGAGUCAGCAGAACCAAUCAAGCAGGAGGGUGGAGACACCCAGGACCAAUCAGAUGGCAAACAGAAAAAGACGGACACCUCGGUCAGCCAAUCAGAAGACAAGCCUCAGGAACAGACUGCUGCCUAGACCAAAUGACUGUUCAUUUGUUGUUUUUCAGUUUAUUGGUGAAGAUGAAGCCUUUGAGGCUUGAUAAGUUUUUAAGUUGCCUGGUGUCUCACAGGGGAGCGUGGCGGUCCUGUAGUUUCAGCUCAUGCUCUUGUUUUUGGAUUGCAUUUAGGUCUUCAGGCUUACUUACUUACAUUAAGUAAAGAAACUUGUGGUGAACUAUGUUUUCAUUGACAUGUUUUUAUUUGAUUUCUCAUUAAAAAUAGACAUUUUCAAUUAA